AUGGCCAGCACUAACCCCGCAAACUUCGCCAACCUCCCUACCGAGGAAGUCCAGGCAAUCGCAGCCAAAGGCGGCCAGGCCAGCCAUGGCCCCGAGGAGGUCAUCUCCCCGACCGGCAACCUGAACCCAGGCAACUUCCAGAACCGCCCCACCGAGGAAGUCCGCGAGAUCGCAGCCAAGGGCGGUCACGCCAGCCACGGCUCCGGUACCCACACCUCGGAGGCCGGCAACGGCAAUCCCGCCAACUUUGCCAACCGGCCCAAGGAGGAAGUGCAAGAGAUUGCCGCCAAGGGCGGUCAUGCCAGCCACGCGGGUGGUUUCGCCAGCAUGGACCCCGAGAGACAGCGCGAGAUCGCGUCCGAGGGCGGCAAGGCGUCGUCCGGGUCCUUUGAGCCCGGCUCCGAGAAGGCGCGGGAGGCUGGUCGCAAGGGUGGUCUCACCGGUGGUUCUGCUUAA
Messenger RNA from Colletotrichum gloeosporioides, 456 nucleotides. RefSeq lists its product as uncharacterized. Lineage: Eukaryota; Fungi; Ascomycota; Sordariomycetes; Glomerellales; Glomerellaceae. The coding region runs from base 1 to 456 and encodes 151 amino acids. The transcript is spliced from 5 exons. The record is from RefSeq and is a predicted model, not a curated record.